Messenger RNA from Protomyces lactucae-debilis, 2445 nucleotides. RefSeq lists its product as uncharacterized. The record is from RefSeq and is a predicted model, not a curated record. Gene Ontology annotation, molecular function: acyltransferase activity, transferring groups other than amino-acyl groups. Bases 1 to 2445 code for a protein of 814 amino acids. NCBI's taxonomy places the organism in Eukaryota, Fungi, Ascomycota, Taphrinomycetes, Taphrinales, Protomycetaceae. The transcript has 2 exons.
AUGUCCGACAAGAUGCCGGAGCCACCGGUGCAGGAUGCCAGUGAGAUUGAGCAACAGUCUGUGGAGCCUGAUACUUGGAUUCACCGGCUUAUCUCCCCAUCGUUGCGUACAGAGAUCCGCUUGUUCUUCAACUACCCAGUGCAGGUGAAAGUUCACCGAACCACUUGGAUUGAUGGUCUUCGCGGCCUUGCUGCACUCGAAGUCUUCAUCUACUUCCUCCAUUGUCGCAUGUUUGGCAAGGAUGUGGAUCGUACGUUUGGCUCAGAGGGCCGGACAUCUCAUCUUUGGCGAUUACCACUCCUUCGAAACGUCUAUGCAUCUGGUGAAGCUAUGCUCAAUACAUUGAUGAUGAUCUCCGGUACUGUCAUCACGUAUGGCUACUUGCGCAAGAUCCGAGAUGGUGAAACAGAACGCAUCUAUUCAGCCAUCCUUGGCAGUAUGUUUCGACGAGUGAUUCGACUUUACUUGCCUAUCCUCAUCCUCACAUUCAUCACCGCACUCAUGGUUGCCCUGGAUCUGCGUUACUAUGAAGAGCACGCAAAGGACAACUUCAUCAUGCAACUUUGGCAUUGGGCAAAAGCUAGCGUGGCGUUCUGCAACCCUUGGCGUAAGAUCGUGGUCCACUCUGAAAUGAGCCACGGCUACAAAUAUGGUACAUGGGCAGUGCCACUCUCAAUCUUUGCAAGCUUCGUCUGCUACUCGACCCUCUUUGUCGUGUCCUGGCUCAGUAAGGCUCGCUACCGUCUUGUCAUUGAGCUGGCUGUUCUCUACUACUACUUGUCGACUGGCACUUGGUGGACCAGCAAUUACCUCUUUGGCAUGCUGUUUGCAGAGUUUUUGCUUUGGCAGGAAUCUCGCACUGCAGAGGAGACGCCAGAGCCCGUCAUCACUGUUGCAACGCCACAAUUCUGGCUGCAAGGACUUUGGUGGAUCUUAUUUGUUGUGGCAUGGUACCUGUGCGGCAUGCCCUUCAAGGUCCCUAGAGCUGAGAAACACCUGCCUGGUUUCAACUGGUUCUUUGACCAUGUCCCGAAAGAAUUCAGCAAAACGGAACAUCUUGGUCGUUUCUGGCUCAUGCUGGGUGGUAGUCUGUUGGUGAUUUGCGUCUCCCAGCUACGAGUCUUUCGUCGUCUUCUCGAGGGUCGAUUCCUACAGCAUGUGGGUAAACACUCGUACAUGCUGUUCCUCAUACAAACAGAUGUGAUUGAGCUCUUUGGUGAUCCCCUCGCAUCCCUCAUCAAGCAUGAUGACAUGGACAAUGCGCCUCACGCAUGGCUUGUCUCUGGGUAUAUCCUCUAUUGCGCCACCAUGGUGCCAGUCACUCUGUACGCUGCGGGUCUUGCCACCAAGUAUAUCUAUGCGCCUUGUGGGCGAUUAGGUGAGUUCCUGGAGAAGCAUGGCGUGAAUGAGCUGGUCAAAGCGUUCAAGGAGCUCAAACUCUUGUUCUUCAAGAGGAAAAGUCAAACCCCAGACGACUCGGACGACUCUACGAGGAAUCGCUUGACUACAACUUUGAGAUCAGACAACUCAGCCACUAUGGUUGAAUUGAAUGCCAUGACUAGCAAAGACUAUCCCAUUUGUACGGCAUGUGGGCAGCAGUACGGCGGCUUGUCUACACCUGCCAACUGUUUCAUUUGCCAAGACGCUCGCCAGUUUGUGCCUUCUCAUGGCCAAACGUGGACCACAUUGAAGAAGAUGAGAGAAGACAACUACAAGAAUGUCUUCACAAAGCUACCGCACAAUGGCGAUCUGGCUGCCUGGUCCAUUCACACCGAACCAAAGUUUGCCAUUGGUCAGCGCGCCAUUCUCUUGUUAGAUGAGCACGAAUCAAAUACGCUAUGGGAUUGUGUCGCCUACUUGGACGACAAUACUGUCGGUUGGAUCAAGGAACAGGGAGGCAUUGGGCGUAUUUGCAUCUCUCAUCCGCACUACUAUUCCACUGCGCUGGAUUGGGCUGCCGUCUUCGACUGCCCCAUCUUUAUCUCCAAAGCUGAUGAGAUGUGGAUCACCAGACAGCCACAGCCAGAAGAUCAGAUGGACAGGAAGAGAAGCUGGUCAUUGCUUUCCACGGAAGUAGAACCCGUGACUCAAGACUUGAGCUUUUGUCGCAUUGGUGGUCACUUUGAUGGCAGCGCUGUGCUCCACAGCAAACGCCACGAGGCCAUCUUCACAGGCGAUACAAUCUCCCUGACUCCUGCGAAUCGACGCAUCACCAUCAUGUGGUCGUACCCAAAUAUGAUUCCGCUCGAUGGCAAGACAGUAGCGGAGGUUUGCUGGCCGAGAUUGGAACGCCUGGCCUUCAGCAAUAUCUACAGCAAGUUUGUUGGAGAGGAUCUGCUGAAUGGUGGAAAGGAGAUGGUCAGAAGGUCUUUCGAGGAGUAUUGUUCCAAGCUCAAUACGCCAACGGAUGCUUUCAAAAUGGGCAUUGAACAACUGCUUGAGUAG